Phaeodactylum tricornutum CCAP 1055/1 is the source of this 861-nucleotide messenger RNA. RefSeq lists its product with no specific name. The transcript has a single exon. Gene Ontology annotation, molecular function: kinase activity. NCBI's taxonomy places the organism in Eukaryota, Bacillariophyta, Bacillariophyceae, Surirellales, Neidiaceae. Bases 1 to 861 code for a protein of 286 amino acids. The record is from RefSeq and is a predicted model, not a curated record.
AUGGCGUUCGCUUCUCCGUCCUCAAAACGUUUCGUUGUCGCCCUGUUUGCACUUUCUUCAUUUAGUCUUGUUACGAUAACAGCCUUGUUGGGGUAUCUUCCCGGCCCACAAGCACUUGAAGGCACAGUCCUUCCUUACGCAUUUACUUUAAUUGCCCGCGACUGUGGAGCUGCCAUUUUAUGCGCCAUACUAGGCUAUGUUUUUGUAAAGGUCAAUACGCACGCGGCGGAAAAGGAAUGGAUGAAACCAAGUGAUUCUCGCAAGCUCAUUCACACCUUCUCAGCACCCUUGUACAUGUUAUUGUGGCCUGUGUUUUCGACCGCUGAAGGUGCUAAAUAUUUUGCUGCCGUCGUGCCGUUGGUAAACACUGUCCGCCUUUACCUGGCGUCAACCGGCAAUGGUGAAGCCUCGCUGGCGCGUGCCGUUAGCCGUUCCGGAAAUGCCAAGGAAGCCCUGGGAGGUCCCUUUAUCUAUACUCUCAUCAUGACAGUUUGUAUUGUGGCUUUCUGGAGAGAUUCGCCUACAGGAAUCGUCACAUUAAGCACUUUGGCUGCGGGGGACGGCCUGGCUGAUUUGCUGGGACGACGCUUUGGAACUGGGAAUCAGUGGCCAGGGCUGGAAAAAAGUGUUGCAGGGACCUUCGCCUUUUGGGCUGGAUCUACGCUUACCUCAUUGGGUUUAUUGAGUUGGAUGGUCUAUUGGGAUUGUUUAGCACUGUCGGCUUCUGUGAAGGGUGCUCUUUUUGGAAUCGUGGCUGGGAUUAGUCUCGUAGCUGCCAUCUUAGAGCUGCUCCCCUUUGGCGACGACAAUUAUACUGUCUCAAUAGCCGCCCUUGUCUUGUCGAUCAUUUAUCUUCAAUAG